AUGGCCUUUGACGCAGUCAAAGUCAAGAUGCUGCCGACCUUUUUUCUUCUUCUCUUGCUGAACCUCGGGCUCGUUAUCACGACCGUCCACAAGUCCGGCUCCCCUUCUCGAAAAACGACUGGAGAUAUCAAGCACUUCCAGCACCAAGACUUCGAGUUCGUGCAGUCCAUCUUCGCCAGAAUAGCCAACUUCGAGCCGCCCAAGGAUCACAACCCCGCCGAUACCCUUGCCUUGCUCUCUACCUUUGACAUGGACGCCACGUUAAGUCCUUACUGGUCCAAAAUCAUGAUGACUUUCGGCGACUAUCCACGCGUUCCCGCCGACAUCCAACCCAGUAGGGGCUGUGGAGCUUACCAGGACAAUCUGCUCAAUAGCAAAAAUGCAUACCUUAUCUACGAUGCGCGGGCACCGAGGCCAGACAACUGGGACUUCCAGGGUUCGUGUUACAUGAUCCUCUGUCCGCAGGGGGAAUUGUUCAACUUCCGGCUCGAUCUGGCUGGGACGGAGAAUCCGCCGGCCUGGGCCAGGGACGCCCAGGGCAACCCCAAGACCGGGUGGGGGUGCAGCGGCCUAGGAGACAGAGAUACCGGGUACAUGAGGACCAUCGGGUCGACGGUUCUGCACGAGUUGCUUCAUUGUCCCGACAUCUUUGAGGGGGUCCCCAAUUAUGAUACGGUCAUCUAUGAUCGUCAACACUAUGGGUGGAAGUUCAACAUCAUCCGCAAGAUCAUCGAUUAUCCACCAAAUGACCGUUCUUAUGGACCGUGGAAGUCGGCGAACCUCAACCGGCAGCCUGCAGACCCGACCACCGGACACUCAAUCUCGAUCCAAAAUGUGGACAACUAUGUCUGGUACGCCACGUCAAAGUACUGGUCCUGGAAAUGCGGACGAUCCUUCGGCCCUGCAACGUCUCAUGCAGACAACAAUCUCCACAUAGGCCGCGGCUGGGUUCCUGCGCCGCAACAGCCGGGCAGACCACAACGUGGUGGCAAUCCUCCGGUCGCGGCACAGGUGGACAUUGAUCGACGCUCUCCCCCCGGGGAUCUCUCCGCCAUCGCCGAGCUUCUCCUUGACACGGGAUUCGAGUGGGAAUGA
This is a messenger RNA of Cladophialophora carrionii CBS 160.54, 1095 nucleotides long. RefSeq lists its product as uncharacterized. Bases 1 to 1095 code for a protein of 364 amino acids. Lineage: Eukaryota; Fungi; Ascomycota; Eurotiomycetes; Chaetothyriales; Herpotrichiellaceae. The transcript has 5 exons. The record is from RefSeq and is a predicted model, not a curated record.